Messenger RNA from Naegleria gruberi, 993 nucleotides. RefSeq lists its product as uncharacterized. The transcript has a single exon. The coding region runs from base 1 to 993 and encodes 330 amino acids. The record is from RefSeq and is a predicted model, not a curated record. Lineage: Eukaryota; Heterolobosea; Eutetramitea; Acrasida; Naegleriidae.
AUGUUUGAAGAUGAAUGUAAUGUAAUUGUUUCUCUGAUUGAUUUCAAAUCGAAUGAUCAUGAUGAGAAAAUUGAUGAUCAUCACUGCCACUCACAAGAAUUAAUAUCAAAAGAAUUUGAAUGGCUUCGGAAGAUGUUUAAAAAACCACGAAUUGUUCCAUUUUCGUAUAAUUUUAAAAACUCUGGAUCUAUUGGCUUGCCCAAUUCAGAAGAUUAUGUGGAUAUUAAGAUUUCAUAUCGGUACAAUUGUAUUUUAGUUAUUACUUAUGAGAAAUUUGAAAUUUUUGAUAGAAAUUGUAAUUCAUUGAUUCAUGAAGUAACUUUUCAUGGUGCUCUAGUUUCAGUAAUGGAUGAUGUGAAUGAUGAAUUGUAUUUGAUUUAUACGGAUCAUAGUGAAGAGCCAACAAAGACUAAAAUUGUCAAGUUUAGAUUGGGUCCAUUAUUGAGAUGUAGUAGUUGGGAAGAUUGUGUUGUGUGGAGUAAGGAAACCAAUGUGAAUGCAUUUGGAAUUGAUAUUUUCAAAACAAACUCACAACGAUAUUUGAUAGUUGUUGAUAAUUUUACAGAUUAUUUAACUUUAUUUAAUUGUGAAAAUGGAAAUGAGGAAAGUGUCAAUUCCAAAAUUAAAUAUGGGGCAUUUUCAUUGUUAGUGAUUGGUGAUGAGGUGAUAAUUCCAUAUGGUGAUGAGGUUAUUCUAUAUCAAUUGGAAUUACAUGAAAUAGAUGAUGAAAACAAAUCAGUACCAUCACUCAAAGUUAUCAAAUCAAAAGAGUUACCAAAACCAUUUCGAUUUUAUGCAAUGGUUUAUGACUCUUCGAAACAGUAUAUCAUCCUUACUAGUACACUUACUAAUCUAGUUUUAGUUUUAAGGAAGAGUGACUUGGAAAUUGUAAUGGAGCACUUAAUUGAUGAGGAUGUUUCUGGAAUAUGUUUGGAUGAAACAUGUGGUGAAUUGUUGGUUGCUCGCUCCAAAUACAUAGCUAAAUUUAAAUAA